This is a messenger RNA of Fusarium verticillioides 7600, 1602 nucleotides long. RefSeq lists its product as hypothetical. Lineage: Eukaryota; Fungi; Ascomycota; Sordariomycetes; Hypocreales; Nectriaceae. The coding region runs from base 334 to 1263 and encodes 309 amino acids. The record is from RefSeq and is a predicted model, not a curated record. Gene Ontology annotation, molecular function: oxidoreductase activity, acting on the CH-OH group of donors, NAD or NADP as acceptor. The transcript is spliced from 4 exons. Gene Ontology annotation, cellular component: cytoplasm.
GGGAGUGCAUGAGACUGCUUGUGGCCUGAUGAUAUGAUCUGGCUGACAGAAGAAAUCUUGGGAGUGUGAUUUGCAAUCGACCUUAGAAUGUCGAUGGAAUUGCGCAGGAGUCUGCGUGGAAGAUCGAUCCCAAGCAAGCGCCAUACCGAAUGUGAUUGAGUUUCAAUCAUGCAGCUUUAGAAUACCAGGGUCCAAUGGUCCACGAGCUGAACUCAAGGGUGAUGAGGGGUUUAACAAGGAUAGAAAUAAAGCACGUCCCUCGAGAACAAGGACCGUUCUUUGCUUUUGCCCCUCGCCUGUUACCUGUUUUCGUCUGUCAUUGAGUUGAUCAAUAUGUCCGCCUACAACGUCAAGGGCAAGAAUGCCAUUGUAACUGGCGCAGGUUCUGGUAUUUGCCUGGCCUUCGCCCAGCAGCUGCUUGAAAAUGGGUGCUCCGUUGUGAUAGCUGAUCUCAAACUCCGCCCAGAAGCAGAGGAUCUCGUCAACAAAUGGGCCACCACUGAGAGCGGCAAGCCCACUGUUCACUUUCAUCAAACUGAUGUUAGUGACUGGGCUCAACUUUCAUCUUUAUGGGACGUAGCGCUUGGGAAGCUUGGCCAGAUCGACAUCGUCUGCAACGGCGCUGGCAUUUAUGAACCCCCAUCAAGCACCUUCUGGAACCCUCCCGGAGUCUCUUCUUUAUCCGAGGAUAAGGCCGACGGUAAUCCGGGUGUGUACAAGACCUUUGCUGUGAAUGCACUUGGUCCUAUCAGGUUGGCACAGAUUGCUAUGGACUACUGGCUACAGAACCGUAACGUGCAAGGCAACCUCCUCUGGGUCGCCAGUUGUGGAGGAUACAUGCACUCGCUACAGACGCCGCUUUACUUCGCUAGCAAAGCGGCCAUAGUUAGUUUCGUCAAAUCGCUGUCGAGUGUCCGCAAGCGAUUCGGCAUUCGAAAUGCAGCCGUCUGUCCAGGUGCAGUGCACACGCCCAUAUUUCACCCGGAAUACUGCCGUGACAGAAUGCCACCAUCUACUCUGGGACUCACCGCAGAACAAUGCGCAAGUGUCAUGUUCCAGGUGCUCACCGAAGAGAAAUACGGUGAUGGAAAUAUCGUUGAGACGGCGCUUAUCGGGAACAGAGAGAGCAAUUCGGUCAAUGUGCGAGAGGUUCCCAUGGAAGCUCUAUAUCCUACUGUCGUGGCUGAGGGUUCUCAUGAUGGUCUUUAUGAAGGAGAAGAGAAGUUGGCGAAACAACUUGCGGAAAAGGGAAUGAGAGAAUGAGAUGAGAUAGCCUUGAGAUAAAUAAGACAACGACCUUUUCUCUGGAUAUUUGAUGCUGACUGUGUCAUGGCCAGUAAGUAGUAUGCUUACUGUUGACAGCUAAUCACGCUUACGCUUGGCUUUGCUUUAUUGCGGAUCUGAGGCGGGUUCUGUGCGGAUUCGAGGGUCAUAAUACUAGAGUUUGUCAGCAUGGGUAUCAUUUAGACGAUUAUCUCGUUACAUUCGAGAUCCUUUGAUGAGAAUAUGACGUUAUUGGGUUGCUGAUUUGUCAUACCAGAAUGGGAACAAUAAGAUAAAGAUGUUGCCUAUGCUCGUAGUUGAACCAUUACUCUUGCCUGC